This is a messenger RNA of Emys orbicularis (European pond turtle), 971 nucleotides long. RefSeq names its product structure-specific endonuclease subunit slx1-like. NCBI's taxonomy places the organism in Eukaryota, Metazoa, Chordata, Testudines, Emydidae. The record is from RefSeq and is a predicted model, not a curated record. The transcript has 6 exons. Gene Ontology annotation, biological process: double-strand break repair via homologous recombination. Gene Ontology annotation, cellular component: Slx1-Slx4 complex. Gene Ontology annotation, molecular function: crossover junction DNA endonuclease activity; 5'-flap endonuclease activity. Bases 1 to 822 code for a protein of 273 amino acids.
AUGGGGGCGGAGCCGCGGGGGUUCUUCGGCGUCUACCUGCUGUUCUGCACCAACCCCCGGUACCGGGGCCGCGUCUACGUCGGCUUCACCGUGGCCCCCCAGCGCCGCAUCGGGCAGCACAACGCUGGCAAGCGCCGCGGCGGGGCCUGGAAGACCAGCGGGCGCGGGCCCUGGGAGAUGGUGCUGAUCGUCCACGGCUUCCCCUCUGAUGUGGCUGCGCUGCGGUUUGAGUGGGCCUGGCAGCACCCCCACACUUCUCGCCGUCUUUCCCACGUGAGCCGUCGCGCCCGCCGGGAGACCAGCUUCGAUUUCCACCUCCGGGUUCUGGCCCACAUGCUUCGCGCGGCCCCCUGGUGCCGCCUGCCCCUCACGGUGCGCUGGCUGGAGCCGGGGUACCGUCAGGACUUCCCCCCCGCCCUCCAGCCCCCCCUGCACAUGCCCCUGGCCUUCGGGCAGGUCCGGGCGCUGGGCCGAGCCGGGGGGCGCGGGGAGCGGGGGCAGGAAGAACCCAGCCCUCCACCGGCGCAGGCAGCCCAGGCCCAGCGCUGCGCUCUCUGCCUGAAGAGACUCCAGGAUGCGGACGACCCCCCGCUGCGCUGCUUCCACCCCGGAUGCCCCCUGGCUGCCCACCCCGCCUGCCUGGCGCGGGAGUUCCUGCGGGAGGAGCCGGAGCAGUUCCUGCCCGUGGAGGGGCGCUGCCCAGGCUGCAAGAACCUGCUCCUGUGGGGUGACUUGAUUCGCUACCACCAGGGUUGCUAUGGUGACUUGGAAGAAGUCCCUGCCUCCUCCCAGGGACACUGGACAGAGGAGCUGCAGACCUGAAGACCAGCGGGGAGGAGCCUGCGCGGGAGGGGGCGGGGCAAAGGGCCGGUCCCCUUUGCCCCACCCACCGGGACGAUGGACCUGCCCCCUCCCGGAUCCCGGCGGCCCAGGGGAUAAUUAUGGGAUUACAUGAAAUAAAAAUGCCAGGA